Messenger RNA from Priceomyces carsonii, 1569 nucleotides. RefSeq lists its product as uncharacterized. The transcript has a single exon. NCBI's taxonomy places the organism in Eukaryota, Fungi, Ascomycota, Pichiomycetes, Serinales, Debaryomycetaceae. Gene Ontology annotation, biological process: ubiquinone biosynthetic process. The coding region runs from base 1 to 1569 and encodes 522 amino acids. Gene Ontology annotation, molecular function: FAD binding. The record is from RefSeq and is a predicted model, not a curated record. Gene Ontology annotation, cellular component: mitochondrion.
AUGAAUGAGGACACUACAGUACCUGUUUUAAUUGUUGGAGGAAGUUUGGUUGGGCUUUCUGCUGCUAUGUUUUUGCUGGAUUUAAAUAUCCCUGUUAUAGUUGUAGAAAAGCAUGAUGGGUCUAUGAAACAUCCCAGGGCGAUAGGAUAUACACUAAGGACUAUGGAAUAUUUUAGGCUAUUAAAGAUAGUAAAUAAAAUUCCACAAACGCCUGAUUCUUUCAGGCUCGGAAGGGCCAAAGUUGAAAGUCUUGCAGGUAAGUGGCAGGAAGUAUCAUACUGGUCGUCGAAUCAGGAAGAAGAAAGAUCCAGGUACUCUCCAUGUAAUGGAGCCACUAUCGCUCAAGAUAAUCUUGAACCUAUGCUUAGAAGUAGAGCUAUGGAGCUUGGCGCUGAUAUCCGACAAAAUACAGAAUUUUUGAGCUACGAUGAGUAUGACGAAUGCAUUGUCGUGAAAAUGAAAGAUAGAUUGACAGGGAAAUAUUAUCAAAUCAAAACUAAAUAUUUAAUUGCAGCAGAUGGCAAUCGGACUGUAUUCAGAGACCUUCUAGAUGUAAAAUCUAAAGGUUGUGGAUUUAUAAAAAGAACUAAAAGCGUACUUUUUAAGUGUUCUCAAGCAGACGCCCUAUUAAAAGACAAUGUCUUUCAAUUUGAAAUCAAGCAGGAAAAUUUUCAAGGCUUUUUAACGACUUAUAAUGAUGGUAGGUGGGUUUUAUUCUUGGAUGACAAAGAGUAUACAACUGAAAUGCUUAAAGAAUGUAUCGAGAAUGCAAUCGGAAUAAGUGGCUUAGAAUUCGAAAUUAUCACAACCGGGAGCUGGGACUUGUCUGCCACCGUAUGUGAUUAUUUCAGUAAAGGCAACAUUUUCCUAGCUGGAGACGCAGCUCAUACUCUACCUCCUAACAGAGGUGGAUUUGGUGCUAAUACUGGUAUAAGCGAUGUAUACAAUCUUGCGUGGAAAUUGAAAUGUGUUCUCAAUGGACAGUCUUCCUCGAAAUUACUAGACUCUUACAAUUCUGAGCGCCAACCUAUUGCAUGGCUCAGACAUCAGCAAAUAUUUGCGAGACCAGAUUAUGCUAAGUACAAUUCAGAAAUUGCUAAAAAUGAACCUGUUUUAGACGAUAUCGCGUUGGAAUUGGGGGAAUUGGUACAAUCAAAUGCAGUUAUAGGAGACUUGGGUGACUCUCCUCUUGCUAUACAUCCUAAGGACUGGGCUGGUCGCCCUGGCAUUCGAGCUCCGCAUACCUGGGUAAUAAAAGAUGGAAAGGAGGUAUCAACUAUCGAUUUGUUCUACAGGGAUUUUAAGCUUCUUUCACAGAAUAUUAUAUGGAGUCAAGCCGUGACAUUUGUGAACGAAAAACUUCGGCUUGAUAUUGAUUUCAUUGAUGUGUCUACUCUUAAAUUCUUAGGGAAUGUUACUUUUGAAGACCUUUUCUCCAUUCGCAAACCGGGGGCUAUUUUGAUUAGGCCUGAUGGCGUCGUUGCCUGGAAGACGGAAGAAAUGCAAGAAAAUAUAGAAGAGACACUUCUCGAGGUAAUGAGGAAAAUAUUGUAUUUUGAGUCCCAGUAG